Molecule: messenger RNA, 783 nt
Organism: Trypanosoma conorhini
Lineage: Eukaryota; Euglenozoa; Kinetoplastea; Trypanosomatida; Trypanosomatidae
Exons: 1
Coding region: 1-783 (260 amino acids)
Source: RefSeq, a predicted model, not a curated record
AUGGGGUUUGAAUUAGUUGUGGAUACCGCGUGCGAGGGUUUAUGUGAGGCGGUUGCGCGUACGCUCAGUGCAGCGCACCUGGGCUCUCGCUGCCUCCAAGUCAGGGAAACUCAGAAUGCGGUUUCGAGCUCUGUUUUAGUAACUAACGACACCAGGACCUGCCUACUGCUUUUAUUCAUUACGUUUAACGAUUUUAUGCUUAUGCUACGUCACAAUUGCGUUCACAAUUACGUGAAAGCUGUAUACGAUGCAUCCAAGUGUCCGGUGUAUGUGAUCAUGCUUGGACAAUUAACAGGUCCCAGGCAGCCGCGCUUUUGGGAAGAAGUCACUCGCCUCUGUGCGGAUGAUUCCCUUUUGUCCAUUUUGGUAGGAUUCGACUUUGCUCCUUCUCUUGAGCAAGCAGCCGACAUUGUUGCUGCCCACGGCCUCAAGGCAAGCAAGCAGCAGUCGGAGUUGGAGCCACUGGCUCGGGCAGAGGCGAGGCGGAAGUGUGAUCCGACUGACUUUCACGCUCUUUACCUCGACAUGCUCUUGGAAAUUUCAUCUGUUUCCGAAAGGCGAGCAGCUGCCAUCGCCGGGGCCUUUCCGUCGAUAUCUCACCUUUUGGAAGUGAUUGAUUCAGGUUUGCACCAUAGGUUACAAGUAGAGGAGUACUAUGAGACGAGAAACACUAGUGUGCUGGAUCCCUACAUUUCCGAGGUGCUAUCCACGGACUACAGCACAGCGGAAGCACAGGAGAUGAUGAACGCCUUGGUGGACAAGAGUAAGAAAAUUUUUUCGUAG